UGGAAAGGGGGGGGGACCUCACUGAUUCCAACUGCUGCACCUCGUCCCUAACCAAUAGAGAUUAAGCGCCACCACUGCCUUUCCUGAUCGGUGGGAGGAUCCUAUGUUUGUCUGUCCUGUUUCUUAGCACCCUCUAUGUAGGCUAAUUUACCGAAUACUGCAGCAAGGGUGUCACGAUCCAGAGAGAAGGAAGGCAAAUCGGGAGUAAAAUCGAAACAGCGGCCAGAAGAGAGUAAUGGCAGCCAUUAGGAAGAAGCUGGUGAUCGUGGGGGAUGGAGCCUGUGGAAAGACUUGUCUUCUCAUCGUCUUCAGUAAAGACCAGUUCCCCGAGGUCUACGUGCCCACAGUGUUCGAGAACUACAUCGCUGACAUCGAGGUUGAUGGCAAACAGGUGGAGCUGGCGCUGUGGGAUACAGCCGGCCAGGAGGACUACGACAGGUUGAGGCCUCUCUCCUACCCCGACACAGAUGUCAUCCUCAUGUGCUUCUCUAUCGACAGCCCUGACAGUUUAGAAAACAUCCCGGAGAAGUGGACCCCUGAGGUGAAGCACUUCUGCCCCAACGUUCCAAUCAUCCUGGUGGGUAACAAGAAGGACCUGAGGAACGACGAACACACACGGAGGGAGCUGGCCAAGAUGAAGCAGGAGCCAGUGAAGCCAGAGGAGGGCCGGGACAUGGCUAACCGUAUCAGUGCCUUUGGCUACCUGGAGUGUUCAGCCAAGACAAAGGAUGGCGUGAGGGAGGUUUUUGAGAUGGCCACCAGGGCGGCGCUGCAGGUGCGCAAGCGCAAGAAGAGGGGUGCCUGCCUGCUGUUGUGAGGAGGAGGAGGAAGACCUCAGUCGUCAACUGACAAAACAACAACAUAUAUAUAUAUAUAUACGCAGGACUGACCUUUUACCAAAUGGCAUCUUUGUACUGUAUCUCAUUUCACGCUAAAGAGGUUGGCGGCCGAAAGUGCUGAACGUAAAAUAACAAGGAUAAGGACUGGUCUGUAACACAGGUUAGAAAUUAGUGUUUAAACUUCUCAGCUUUGUUUUUGUUUGUUAUGCUUAUUCCAUGCAAUGGGUACAUUGUCAUUCGUCUAGUUUUUCCACAGCCGUCUUUUUUUUUCCCCUGUCGCUUUUGAGAAGAUAAUAAAUGCACAUGUAUUUGUAUGCAAAAAUAUUUGGCUGUCCUUCCCUGGGCCUGUACAGUCGGUCAACAGAGCUUGUGUUGUCAACAUGCACACUGUUGGAAUCAGGACUCACCCUAACUCUUGUUCAUUUGUAACCCGUCCUGUCCACUAGCAUAGAUUCUAUGGUAAGAGGGUCUACUUUCCAGGAGAGAGGUUUUGCUCUUUAGAACCAGUGCCUUUUAAAAAAAAGUUAUUUUUCAAGUCCUUGCAUACCACUAAGUAAUGCUCCUUCUGACCUGUUGGUCAACUCACUAGCAGGGGAGCGGAGGGCCUCCCCAUGUUAAUUAUACACAGUAGGUAUUGUAAUGCAAUCUGAACUUUGCUGCAUGUAACCUAGGCUUUGAGGGCUGUCGACAACUAGCCGCAAGAAACGACUUCAAAGUUCAUUUUACAUAGGAGAAAGCAUCAGCUAGUCCGUAUUGACUGAAAUCAGUCCCCCCCCCCCCACCCUGGGGGUAGUCAGAGCACCUCAUGGCACUGUAACAUGACCCUACAGAUAUGUGUGCAGAGAAGUCCAUCCGCCCCCUCAAAUAAGGUCUGGAUUGAACAGCUGUUCCACAGUCGUUCUGAACACCUGUACAGAGAUGCUUGAAUAUCCCACAUAAACAGAAGCUAACAUGACUUUAAAGUACCACCACACCAGGACGUGACGAGUUGAAACAGGUGUCGCAUGAUGAUUAGGGGAGCGUGGUCUACAGUAGCUACAGUAGGUUUGUAUAAGUUGACACAAUCCUCUUUUUAGAAUGCCAAUGUAUUUGUCACAAGGCUGGAGCUACUGGGGUAUGGGGGGGGGACUGACUGACUGGUGGAUCCUGCCUCGAGAUCCUGUCAGGGUUGACUGGCCUGGAGAUUUCCAGUCUGACUGCAUUCUGAGGAGCCACAUGACUGUUUUUCAGUGCCUUCUCUUUCCUGGUAACCUGUGCGACUUUAGCGUUCCCUUCCCCGAGAGCCGAGCAGAGACUGGACCGGUUGCUCAAUGCCAACACGCCACACAGCCAGUCAACUUUGACACCUCUGUCAUGUUGCACAAAGUUCAACACUCCCAGCACUCACUCACCCAGCCAUAACAAAUGUCAGGGGGAAAUGAUGCUUGACAAAUUAAGAGUAUUUUUUUCAAGGUACACUUUGCCACAGCGUUCUGCAAAACAUACCUGGUUGAAACCCCAGUUAGAAUUCGAUCAUCCAUAGAUGAGAUCUUUUCAGCUUGGUGGUUGAUUGUAUUUCAUUUGAGGAAGGAAACUCCCAGUGUGCUUUGCCUGAUUUUUCAGGAACUGGUUUGUCAAUUCUCAGUUUGUUCUGGCUUGGCGCUAUUUGACAAAGUCCCCACACAAUUCUCUCUCCCUACCUGUCGCACAGCUAAAAUGACGUGCUCUGCACUGUGUUACGUUAACAGUAACGUUUGGAGGGUGUGCUACAGAGUUGGAAAUUACUUUUGCAUUCGGACAUGAUUUCUUGUCUUCUUGUCUUCUUUUUUUAUUUUUUAUAUUGCACUGCUGAGAACAAUAAAAUGCAUCGGGGUUGCUGAAGUCACUGGUCAACCUAGGCUGUGUUUUUCUUUUACUGUUUUGUCAUUUGACUUGAUUUACGUAAUGGAACAACACUGGAGCUAUAGCAUGCCUGAGACUGGCGCUGGAAUAUACUGUAUUCGGGCUCCUCUCGGUCUUUAGCUUUAUAAACCACCUAUUUCCAUUACACUUUUUACUUGUGUCCACCAUGGCUCCAACAUUACACCACUCCAAUAUGCUUGAUCUCUAUUUUCUGUAUUGCUUGGACUAGGUUAGACAUUUCACUUGCAUGGAAGUGGAAAUGUCAAUUUUAAGUUUACUCUUUUGUAUCCUAUGAUGUUGACCAUUUGUCUAGCGGGAGCCCGAUGAGCCUUUCUCUACUGAUUUUUCACAGCGUUCCUAUUUCUCCUGGUUUGUGUCUGUCGUUCUUCUGCCUGUGUCCAUAAACCGGUCUGUCCAACUAAACAGGGCUCAACUUUCCAAAUGUCCAUCAGCAACGUCACAUGACAGGUUUAAAGGGUUGCAUGCAACCUGGUGUGUGACGCUAGCGAUAACAGGUAUUCCACAAUGCCAAUGAAAAAAUAUUAGCUGGUUCGAUUGACCGAGCCCUCUGCUGGCCAAGUCGUCCAUGUUAAGAGCUUCUACUGUGGUAGGAAAAUGACUAUGUUCAAGCAGACAGAAACCGGGCGGUGUUAUAAGCGGUGUCCCAGUAUCACCCAAUAUUGUGACUGUUCAGGGGUGAAGCUCUGAGGAAAUAUGAGUUUGUCCCUUCAGGAGUAUGUUUGACUACACAAAAUGGAACUUAUGACAUUUGCCAUUUUGUUACCAUAUUACCUUUUGGUAUGGGUGUAUGUUCUAACAGUGUUUCCAUGUCGCCAACCCAUGAAAAGGACGGCAACUUUUCAGACAUUUACGCCAACCUAAAUGCCAAGGAAUUCUAGGACAUCUAAAUAAAGGCAUUUGCAAGACUAUAUGUCCAGCAUAAUGUUACAACCAACCCCCACCCCCAAAGCAGAAGGCAAACUACAUAUCAAGAUAAGCAUGUAGACUGCUGUUUUGUGUACGCUGCUACUUAACUUAGAUCACACUACUACAAAACCUAAUCUUGUCUUCUAUUAUGUCGGUGUCUGCAUGAGUGAAACUAUGGUCUCUGCAACAGUUGCUCCACUAUGGGAACAGCUUCUAUCUGCUCAGUGUCUAACUCCUCUUUCUGGAAGUAUCUAAAAAAUAACAAUCCAGAUUUCUAUAAGAAAGCUCAUUGUAAUAAUGCUUAAACGAAAAGUGAUGUAGUGGAUGUUUGAUUAAAGUGAACACGAACAAUGUUAAUAAACUAUUUUUGAGACGAGAUUAUA
Molecule: messenger RNA, 4030 nt
Organism: Oncorhynchus kisutch (coho salmon)
Lineage: Eukaryota; Metazoa; Chordata; Actinopteri; Salmoniformes; Salmonidae
Gene: rhoca
Product: ras homolog family member Ca
Exons: 5
Coding region: 236-817 (193 amino acids)
Biological process (GO): small GTPase-mediated signal transduction
Molecular function (GO): GTPase activity; GTP binding
Source: RefSeq, a predicted model, not a curated record